UGCUCUGAGCAGCAGUAUACUCAAAACGCGCUUCUGUUCUUACCAGAACUAAGCAAAAUGUUACGAGGAGAGGUGAAUAUGUGAUAGCUGUGAAAGUUCAGUUAUACCCUUUAGCACGAACCGCCGCAUAUCAUUAAUACAUAGUAGCGGUGAUUUUAUAAAGUAACAAAAAAUAACAGAUAUAACGGUUUAUUUUUUGUGUGUGUAUCCUUGUUAUUUUAGAUAACAGAUAUUUAAAUAAAAAAUGAGACACGAAAGAACAGUUAAGAUGCUGUUACUUUCUUAAUGAUUUUAUACCUUAAGUUCUUUUCAAUUUGGAAAUUAUUAUAGUUCACACUAUAGAUAUCAUAUUUAUAAUUCAUAUUGUUGAAUGUGAACUAGAUAAAAUCUAAUACUUGUGUUUGCCGUUGCAAUUUAUCCAGUUUUCCUGUACGUUGUUUUCGUCAGGGUAACGGAAAACAGGAGUUUUAAUCUGACAUGAUUACACGACCUCUUUUGGAGGAUAACAUUCAAGGUGAGUAAUCAUUAUGGAUUAUCUUGUCUUUGCUAUCUUUGGAUUAAGAAGUUGUAAAGUUAAAACUUUUUUGUAAAUGUGAAGAAAGGUCGUCCAGCGAUGCUAGCCGGACCUGAUGGGGAGGAGGAGCUGAGUCCGUAUUGGGAGCCCGCUGAUCCCUUCGCCCCAUCGUCCGAGGACCCUUUCUGUGAUUGCCCUCCCCCACCACCUCCUCGUUUCCUGAUACCUCCACCGCCGGCACCCCCCACCUCGGCUCUGUGCCGGGGCGGGGUGGAGGCGGCCAACCUCCAGUUUUGCCAGAUGGAGCCCAUUGGGGCGGAAUUCACACAAACUGCAUUCCCCUCCCUCCCCAUCAUCGCUGUAUGUUCAUCUGUUGUUCUAGUCGCUGUUCUUGUCGCCUCGUUCUUGCUCUGGAAGCAUAAACGAAAAGUCCAGAACUUUUUACCGUGUAAAACUCACCACCAGGGCCGCUGCGACAUGGGGGGUAGUGCCGGCAUCACCUACGACGACGUCUUAAUCAAUCAUCACCCAACGCGGCUGCCUAACCACCUAAACCCGGAGACCAACACACUCACCCCUAUAGAGUUGCUCGAUGUGAAGUAUGGCAACUAUGUACAAUCUCACCUGGAUCCGCUCACGAGGACAAACUUCACUAUUCCAACCAUCAAUAGUAACACCCAACAACUUAUACAACAGCAGCAACUGCAACAACAACAGCAACAGCAGGUUCCUACUGACAGACCCCGCCAAUCUCGACGAAGUGGCUCGCAGCAACAUCACCACCGCAACCACCACUACUCCAACAACAAGAAAAAAGAUCACCAGUUCCAUCCUAUAUAUGAGGAGGUGAGUGCGAACUCCGACGACAACAAAGUCGGUGGUCGCAGUUACGACUCCGACAUCGAGGAUAGUGAAGUUGAAGGACGCACUGUCGGUAGCGAAGACGAGUUUGCCGAGGACGAACUCAGCGUUGCUGGUGAAUAUCCUUUGAAUCCAGAAAUGGAACAGAGUCAACCAUGUUCGGCCACCAGCAGUCUGCAAGGAUCAACUGGUGGGGACUUAUAUCCAGAUGUGGUCACUGGAUCUAGUGAGAGAUUUUGCAGUGAUGGCAGUCCUGAAAGCAGAACCCUUAAGGGUAACUUCCGAGGCGUGGACUGUGGCCAGAACAAAUUGACUCAUUCACUAGAAAGGAACAAGGAUGGACAUCCAAGCAAUAGCUUCCAAGCGAAGCAGAACUAUUACCUUAAUAAAAGUAUGUUAGGACCAGACUUCACUUACCCUGAAGGAGUCAUGGAGGGUAACUCGUGUGUCUCACCAUCUGGUGAUAUGGUGCAGUCAGAACAAUCUCAGUAUCCUUCUACUAGGGCGAUUGGCUCCUCCCUUAAUUUCAUUCCGGCUUUACUUCAGCAGCAACAAAGGGGAAUGCCGACACCAUCAAGGUCAGCUUCCAACUCUCCACCUCCACCACCCUAUGUGGCGACAACUAACCCCAGGCAGAAUGCUGGAGUGAUCUCAGCUCUCUACAACCCUCAAAUUGUGUCACCGGGUGGCCAGCAAACAGGCCGGAUUCCGGAUGCUCUUUUGAGAGAACUGACAUUUAAACUACCACAGGGGGCGACCAUGCCAUCUGUGGCACCCAUGAGCUCCAGGUCGCUUCCCGUGCCACCUUCGUGCAGGGGAGGUGGUAGUGGUGUCCUCUUCACUGUUGAGAAUCCUUAUCCUGCUCAAGCGACGGCGACGACUGUCCUUCCAUCCAUGUCACGGACGAGGUCCGGGUCUGCGACCGAAUUCACGACAUCUACUGGUGGUAGGGGUGGCGCCGGUUUCCACCCCUAUCCACAUCAUGCCCUAGGGGGUGGAAGACCGCCCACGCCUCCACCCUCAGAGAAUAUAUAUGCUUCCAUUGAUGAUGUUGGACCUUACACAAUCGAUGGAAGUAGGCACAGAAGUCCUUUUGUACCGAAUAGAAAAGGCUCCGUAGAGCACAGAAACACUUUUGGACGAUCUACGACGGGCCGAUCGUCGGCACCUAAGUCAGCAGGUGGCAGUGACAAGUUUCAAAAUAACGUCCCUAGCCGUCAUCCCGAUGAUGAUAGUGGUAAAUAUGGUGAUAUUAGGCCUAUUUAUGAUUCAAGGACCGCUUGUUCUUGAGGAAUGCUCGACAAGCCUUCGUUGUCUUUAUCCUCAAUUGAAAGGGCUUAUUAAUAAUGUUUGCUUAUAGAUGGUGCUUUGCCGAAUGUUCUAGAGUUAUAGCUAUUCUUUAUUCAGUUAUCUCCCAUUUUGAAAAACCACUGGCACUAAGAUUUCCUUUUACGUCAAUGUAAUUUUUUAAAUUUUUGCUUACUAAUCGGGUUUUCUAACAAAUUGUUUUUCGUUUUUUAUUUUUUUAAAGUCUUCAAAUGAAUCUAUAAUACAAAUAAAGUUACUCACUGUUAUAAAAUCAAGCCCCGCUUUGGGUUCCAAAUUUUUUUCAAGAUUAUAAGUACUAAUUCGUAUAUGUUUUAAUUUAAUCCCAUUGAGUGGAUUCUUGAUUCAAAGGUGUGCACUACAUAAAAAUGGUCUACAGGGAAGUUGGCUUUUCUGAGGUUCCUAUUUUGUGAAAAUUUAAACAUAAUUUGGGAAAAAUUAAAAAAUGUGUUAAAAAAUCAACACAAAAAUAUGGUAAAAAUAUGAAUUUAUUGUUUCUUAAGGGAUAAAAAAAAUAAAACUUUAAGAAAAAGUAUUUUGUGAAACUACCGUUUUUCCUAAAGUUGAAUUUGUGAAGGUAGUAAAUUCGGCCUGGACAGACUCUAUAACUAAACAGUAUUUGACUUAGAAUAACUUAGUUCCAGUGACUUCCAACAUAAAAGAUAGCUGAAUCAAAUCUGAACCAAUAGUUACUUACUUUAUAACAACUCAUAAAGCGCCAUCUAUGAGCAGUAUUAUUAACAUGGCUCCUUAUAUACAUAAGGCAUGUCGAUCCUUUAUUUAGAACGUCGGAAUUGUCUCAGAUGCCAAGCCAUGAUAUCAAAGCCUUCCCAUCCCAUUCUUAUGAGCCUUCGUCCUCAAAGUCGCUGUAUUAUGCCUAUCAUAUUUUGUACUGGUGUAUAGUCAUGGUCUUUGUACAGUAACCUGUGGUCUAGUCGACAUAUUUACGUCUUGUUCAGCAGUGUUUGAUCUUGAACUAUGCUUUAUUUUUUGCAAAUCAUUGGAUUGAAAUUAUGAGAAAAAAAAAUGGAUGGAUAAUGUUCUAUAAUUCAAAGGCCUUUGUAUUUUGUGUGUAUGCAGUUAAUUUGUUGUACAGUACUAUAAAUUACAUUAAGUAAAAGAGUUCAAAACUUGUUUGUUUAAGAAAUAUUCUUGGUCAGCAAUGUUUGUGAUGAAAUCAGUUCACUUAUGCUUAUUGUUUAAAAUUUCUUAAAAAGUGUUAAUGAACAAUAUAUAAGCAAUAAGAUUACAUAUAAACUGAGUCAGUACUCAACAAUAUACAAUUUAAACAUAUCUUAUAUUCAGAGAAACAGGUGACAAAAAAUAAACUUAUCAGUUCGAGCUUUGGCACCUAUCUGAUGUCUUGGUGAACAAGCACCAUGCAGAAAUCGCCAACCCAGUAAUUUACAUUGAAAGUGGAUUUUAUCACUAAUCAUAUGUUUAUUUAUCGGCACUUGCUUCUCUGAACUAGUUUUAUUUUAAUUAUUACUUAAGUCAAUGAAUAAGCAUUGAAUUUACAAAAUUUUUUGUUGUCAAUAUUUUAGGGAAAUACCAUGAAUUUUUUGUUAGUUCAACUUUCUUUUUAGCAAUUCUUGUUUCAUUUCUCAAAAUGUUAUAGAAAACAUAAAUAAUUGAGUUUAUUUUUUAUAUUGUGUUUAAUUUGGAGAAUUUAAAAAGUGUCAUAGGUUAGUUAUUUUAGAUUUUAUAUUGUAGCAAUUUUAUUUUAAAAGCAAUAUUUUUCUGAGUUAAUUUGACUUAAAUGCUUGAGUAUAAUUUUGGUCAAGUAUCAGGUUUUUAAAUUUUUUUUUUCAAGGAAUGGAAAAAAAAUAUUUAUAUUUUCCUAUUUCAUUUUUCUUUGAUAAUUGCCAGUUUUCAACUUAAAUUAAAUGGGAAACUGAAUAAACUCUUUUUAACUUCAAUUUUUGUAAAUGAUAAUCAUAAUAUUUAAAACUGAACUAACAUUUUUCGGACAUCAAAACUUACAUUUUCUAAAAUCUUUAUUAACGUACUUUUUGUUGCGUUAACAUAUCAUAAUAGCAUUCGCGAUGUUAUCUUUUUAAUUUCUUAUAAAUAUUACUUCAGACGAAUUGUAUCAGUUUUUAAAUUUAAUUCAUGCACAAUUUAUUAUUUAGUGUUUUUCUUAAUAUCUAGUGAGUUAAUUGGAAUUUCUUUUUCAUAAUGCUUUGCUUUAUUUGGUAUCAGCAUAUGUUAUCGAAACAUUUUAAGCAAUACAUUGAUUUUGUUGUUUAUAAUUAAAUAAUAAAUAAUUUAGAUUCAAAUUUAUUUUUUUGUAUAUUCAUAUAUAAAUAACAGACUUAAAAUUCCAUUGACGCUUAAAUUUUUUUUCCGUGGAUUUUUUAAUCUCCAAACUCUAUGUGCGUAAAUUGUAUCAUUAACUUUUACAUUAUUUAAUUUCAUUUUUUAAAUUUUAUAUUGAAAAGAUUUUCAAACUCUUUAAGUAUUUAAAAAUUACAGAAGCUUGAUAUUUACUCUUUGUAAAAUCUAUGCAAUUUUUUGUCAGCAUUUUAUGCAACGAAAUGUCAGCAAAAUAAUGUUAAAUAUGUUAUUUACAAACAAUUGGCUGUCUUUUUGUAAACAAGAUAAAAAAAAUUUAUAUUUUUUAAUUGUGAGAGUUUUAAUUCAAAGUACAUAUUUGGUGUUAAUAUUUAUGAAGCUGUUUCUCUUGCUAGCUGUUUUAGUGAGUUCAAAAAAUAGUGAAAUUCAUUUGAACAUCUUUGAACAUCUUCGCUUGGCAUCUGCGACUUUUGAACAUCAAUGAACUCAACUCGGAGCUCUCAUCUCUAGUGAACUCUUAAUUAAUUUUCCUGUAAAAAUUUUACAGCUAAUAUCAGAUGGUUAUUUAAAGGAUGUAUAUGUAGCUGUAAUUUAUCUUGGACGUUAAACGAAUUACCAUUUCUAAUAGUUUGGUCAUUUUUAUAUCUUUUUAAUUUGAAAAUCAACGCUUUGAAUUAUUUUAUACUAUAGUUCCUGUUUUGAUUUCAAUACUUGACUAUUAACACUUUAUCUUAUAAUUUUAGUCAACUAAUGUCAUUUUUGCUUUCAAUGAAAUAAGUUUUUCUAAGCGUAUGUACUGUUGUAAUUUAUUGUUAUAAUCAAUUACAUUUUCAGUUUUAUUCAAUUAAUUACAAUCUAUAUUACAUUAAGGAUUUGAAAACUAAUUGAUUUGUUAGGAAUAUAUUAAUUGAUACCAGUCAUAUAAUAGUAAUAAAAUAUUAAAUCAUUUUUGUUUCAGUUUAAUAAUUGAUUCAUAAUCAACAAAAUUAAAGAAAAAACAUUUUUUUCUUUGAUAAUAAUUCAAAGGUAGAUUUUUUUAUAUGAAAAUACAAAUUGUAAAAAAUUAAUUUUAUGUUAAAAUGUGAAUAAUAUGUGUCUACAUGUAUUUAUUUGUACACAGGAUGGAUUUUUGUUUGUUGAAAUGUGAUCAAUAAAAAUACUUUUAAAAUGCUCAA
Molecule: messenger RNA, 6171 nt
Organism: Parasteatoda tepidariorum (common house spider)
Lineage: Eukaryota; Metazoa; Arthropoda; Arachnida; Araneae; Theridiidae
Source: RefSeq, a predicted model, not a curated record